Messenger RNA from Diabrotica balteata, 3480 nucleotides. NCBI's taxonomy places the organism in Eukaryota, Metazoa, Arthropoda, Insecta, Coleoptera, Chrysomelidae. The record is from the annotation of a GenBank genome assembly.
UAGGUUCAAAAAUUCAAAUCAUGCGAAUAGAGAGUGAAUCUAUCACCUAAAGAUGAACGUUUUUUAUAUGCAAAGAUGUUUCAAAGUUUUACUAUGUGUGGCAGUAGCAACAAUUGUGAUAAUUUUCCUCGAAAGCCAGUACAUACCAAUCAAGGUUUACAGACUUUUUUAUCCAAAAGAUGGUAUAAAUUGUUAUAGGAUACAAAUGCCCUCUCUUCCCGAAAUAACUGAAAUAUCCCCUAGAAAAGGAAAAUCAAUUUUCUUCCAUGAGACAUCAUGUAGAUCAUUUUUCAAUGAUAAGAUUUCGAUCACUGCACGUCAAGCAUGUGCUGUAGAAAGUGCAGCAAGAAUAAAUCCAAAUUUUGAUGUAUAUUUACUAUUUACUUCACCAGGAGUGUUAAAGUAUGAAGGAGAUGAGUCUGAUCGUAUUUUAAUGGCAUUGCUGAGAUACAACAAUCUUAAACUGUUACAUUUAGACUAUGACAAAUAUACCAAAGGUACCCCUCUUGAAGAAUUAUACAGUUCUGGAAAAGUGGACAAUUCCUAUUAUGCGCAGUCUCAUGCUAGUGAUGUACUAAGGUAUUUAACAUUAUGGAAAUAUGGUGGAAUAUAUUUAGAUUUAGAUGUAAUAGUUACUCAAAGUUUAGAAGAUAUUCCACCCAAUUACGCAGGAAUUGAAUCUGAUAAAAAUGUAGCUGCUGGAGUGUUAAGUUUUGAUGCUACAGGAAAGGGCCAUACAAUGGCCGAAAGCUGUGUAAAUGACUUAAAACAUAAUUUUAAUGGCCAAGAUUGGGGAAAUAAUGGCCCUGGAGUGAUAACUAGGUUACUUAAGUCUCUUUGUGGAGUGAAACUUGCAAAAGAAAUGGUAAAUAAAGACUGUGGGGGUUUCAAAGCCUACCCACCAAACUCAUUUUAUCCCGUGCCUUGGCAGAAUUGGAAAAUGUACUUCGAUGAAAAUUCAACAGAGGCUGUGGUUAAUUUAGCUAAAGAUAGCAUUGCUAUCCACGUUUGGAAUAAACAUAGUGAGCAAACUAAAUUGCCAUUAUCCUCAGAUGCACCCUAUAUACAUUUUGCGAAGAAAUACUGUCCUAAAGUUAUUGCCGCAAUCGACGAAUAUUUUUAAACACACGAAUUUAUAGUUAUUGUUUUGGAGGUAUAUCAUAUUUUAGUUUAUAUAUUAUUUUUUAAGGAAUAUUUAUUAAUAUACUGGUUGUGCUUGGUUUCACAAAGUUCCCAUAAUUCAAAAAUUUACUUUGAUGGCUACUCGAUUAUUAAUGGCUAUAAUAUAUAGUAAAAUUCCCAAACAAUUACAAUUCUCACAGCCGAAAGCGGGUUUUUAAAAAUAAUUCAUCCACUAAUAGGGUCCUAUAUGAUGUUGGUUUCUUUUCCCGGAUAUUUACUUCUCUAAUAGGUUGUGGACAAUGUUUUUACUUCAGGUCACUGGACGUUUGGCUGAUACUGGGCUCGAAAUUUGGAAUUUUCUGUAAAUCGUUAAAACGAAAAACUGUACGCGAAUUCUGGCAAUAUUAACUCAAACACACUGUACAAUGUUUGAAAAUGCUACUGACUGCGCCAAUUACAAUUCUCACGGCCGAAAGCAGGGUUUUAAAAAACUUUUAAUAAAAUUUAUUUGGUAUCUGUUUAUUACGAGCAAAGUAACCACUACCAACUAAAAAAACAUUGAAAAUAAUUAAACAUCGGUAUAUUAUAUACUCUUUUUAAUUCUUAGUAAGCAUUUUGGAUAUACCAGUCUCGUAAGUAUGUAACCAUAAUUCGCAUAGGCUGUAUAUAUAUAUAUAUAUAUAUAUAUAUAUAUAUAUAUAUAUAUAUAUAUAUAUAUAUAUAUAUAUAUAUAUAUAAGUAUUAUUAAAAUCAGUAUAAUAAAAAUAAUGCAGUGGCCAUUCUACUUGAGUUCCGAAUUAACACAGUUUUGUAAAAUCGGACAUAUCUAUAUCAACUAGAAAUCCGGAUGAUUUUUAAAAUCGUUCUCAUAUCGUUUUUAUAUAUUAUAUUAUUUUUUAACUAUUCAUUAUCAUAUGCACACGCCGCAUCUUUAAAAUUGGUCUUGCUGAUACAUCUUCAGAGUUAAGUGUCAUAUAAUUAUACUGGUCUCAGUGUUGGCGUGUAGAUCAAGAAUGUUCUUUUCAAACAGUACAUAUUAUAAUAGAUAAAAGAAACAUUGAAUCAUGAGCCGUUCACUGUACAAAUUGAUUAACUCCAUAAAAUAAAAAGAGGGAACAUGUGAUGAUAUAUUGUACACAAGACAUAACAUUACAACGUUCAAAAUUUGUAAUCUUGUGUACUUUAUUUAGUGAAGUUUCUACGAUAAAAAAGAUAUCUUUUUCAUCUUCUUAUGUCAUAUCCUCAUGGGAUAUUAGUGAUCAUUCUGGCCCGCAUCAUAUACAGCGAUUCUAAACAAUUCUAAGGAUGUUGUACCAGUCCUCUGCUUCAGAUUUUUCAGCCAAGAGAUCCGUUGUCUACUCGGUAAACUGCUUCCUUUUAAUUUACCCUGCUUGAUAAUUUGUAGAAUAUAUUUAUCAUUUCUUAUCACAUUACCAAAAUAUGAGAGUUUUCUAUCUUUACUGUGCAUAUCUUGGACUAUUCUUUGUAAAAUAUUUUCGUUGGUAACUCGAUGCUUCCACGAAAUGCACGUCAUCUUUCGGUAACACUACAUUUCGAAUGCUGUUAUUGGAACAUAACCUAUAAUAUUAUUAACUUAAAUCAUUUUUCGUUGCUCACAAUUUUCCAACGAAUACUAUAGUAACUGCACAAUACUACUUUCUUCCCGGAAAUUUACAGAGGGGAUUAAGGUACCACAUAUACAUCAAUGCACAUUGUGUUUCCGAUAUUAAGAUGAGUUGGUAUAGUAUUCUCUGGAAGAAAUGUAGAUAUUAUAAUGUAUUUAUGGUAAUAACGCAAAAAUGAAAAACAAAGUUACGAUAGUUUUUGUAGUUUUUGUUGGCAGAGUCGAUAUAUUAUGUUAGGAAUAUAUUUAACUGAACUUUAAUGAUUAACUAAUUAAUUUAAUAAUUAAUCAAAUAAUAUAAGUUUGUCCGGAAUUUUAGUUGAUAAUACAUUGAAUUUGCGAAAAAAGAAACAAUGAAUGCACAUUUGGCGGUUAUUUCUUACAUGCUUUCUAACAAUUAUUAUAUUAGGUUUACACUCACUACUAAGAAUUUCAUGAAUACUUUUGAACAUAUUCAUUAAAACUAGUUUUUGUAUUGAUAUUUUUAUAAAUGCAAUGUCAUUACACUAAUGAGAAUCUCAUGUAAGUAUUUCUUUUUAACUCAUUGUAAAAAGACAAGUAUUUUUAUUGAUAUUUACAUACCUACAAUCUAUAUUUUUUGUGCAAAAGACAUUGAAUUAAAAAAACUUGAGAAUAUUUUUACUUAAAUUAUAAAUAUGGUAUUAUUUUUUGUUAUUAACUUUUGUAAUAUUUUGUUGAUUAUGCAAAAAUAAUUAUAAGAUUGUUUAUUAAUC